Messenger RNA from Theobroma cacao (cacao), 1476 nucleotides. The record is from RefSeq and is a predicted model, not a curated record. NCBI's taxonomy places the organism in Eukaryota, Viridiplantae, Streptophyta, Magnoliopsida, Malvales, Malvaceae.
UGAUUUUGAGACCGGUAACUAGCUCAGAGCAACAUAUGAGAUGCCUUAUACUAACUACUCCCUGAAGACUCGGUUCCAGAAAGAUGAUUGUCUCAUCUGUAAACUGCAGGUGAGAAAUAGCCAACCCGAAGUCAGUGAGUGUGAUGCCACGAAGGAGCCAUGAUUGUUCAGCUCAGAUGAAUAAUAUAUAGAGCUUCCACAGUCAUAAUGAAGAGGAAGGGGGAUAGUGGGUCUCUUUGAGGAAGGCCCUGCUUUACCGGGAAUUCAGUCGAUCCAUUAAGAAGGACAGAGACACAAACUGUGAAUAUGCAUUCAAAGAUCCAUCUACAUCAUUUCCUACUUGUUAGUAGUAUAGCUUUUAAGUUUCUGUUGAAAGAAAGAAGAAAUGGAAACGAAGGUUGGGAGAAUAAAGCUAGGCCCCCAAGGCCAGGAAAUUUCAGAGCAAGGCCUAGGCUGCAGCAGCAUGUCAGCCUUCUACGGACCACCCAAGCGUGAACCCGACAUGAUCAACCUCAUCCACCAUGCCAUCAACUCUGGAGUCACUUUUCUCGACACUUUCGAUGUUUAUGGUCCCCACACUAAUGACAUCCUUCUGGGAAAGGCCUUGAAAGAUAUCAGAGACAGAAUUGAAUUGGCGACCAAAUUUGGUGCUUGCAUUGUGGAUGGCAGAAGGGAAUUCCGGGGCGACCCUGCUUAUGUAAGGGAGGCUUGUGAGGGUGGCUUGAAACGCCUUGGUGUUGAAAAUAUUGAUCUUUAUUAUCAGCAUCGGGUUGACACCAGGUUCCCAUCGAAGUCACGGUUCCAACCUGAAAAUCUUGGGCAUAACAAACACCUCUUUGAGCGGGUUAAUGAGAUGGCAAGGAGAAAAGGGUGCAGCCCCAUCACAGCUUGCAUUAGCCUGGAUCCAUCAUCAAGGGGAUGGGAUGAUGUCUGCCCAAAUACCUCGAACCAUUAAAACUGAAAACCUAAACGAGAAUAUCAGGGCUUUGUCCGUGAAACUAACACCUGAAGAGAUGGCUGAAAUAGAAUCCAUUGCUUCGGCAGAUGCUGUAAAAGGAGACAGAUAUGGGGACACUGCCCCAACCUACAAGAACUCUGAUACCCGACCCUUUAUCGUCAUGGAUACCUGCAUGAGAGAAUGCGUUGUCUGAUAUAUGUACAAUCUUCUAGAUGAGGUAUUGACUUAGCGUGCUACUGCCUUUGAGAUGUUUGAUACAGUGCUGAGUUCCUAAUGUUCUGAGACCAAGGUCUCUGUCAAAAACACCAAAUGUGGGUGUGAAUCCUCAAACUGAGAAGUUCGUAUGUGAAGUUUAUCUUGUUGAGAUAUAAGCAAGUUGAAUCUCAAAGAGCAAGUUUUUCAAUGUUUGAGGCAUCUGCAUUUGAAUAAUUUCUCUGCAUCUACCCAACUUGUCUCAAAGCCAUUGUUAAAUUUGGCUGCUAGCAGGAUUUUUAAGCAUUAGACUAUUUUCUACUAGA